CGGUCCUCGGCGUCGCCCCGCGCCCCGCCCCGCGCCCCCGGGCGCCCCCCGCCCUCCUGCCAUGGAGCCCGAGGGGCGCGCCCGGGACCGGGUCCCCAGGAUCGAUCCUUACGGGUUCGAAAGGCCUGAAGACUUCGAUUAUGCAGCCUAUGAAGAGUUUCUUUCCACCUAUCUGGUGAUCCUCACCAGACGCGCCAUAAAGUGGUCAAAGCUUCUCAAGGGCAGCAGUGGUGUCCAGAGGAGUGGGACAGUGAAGCGCUACAUCCGGAAAGGUGUCCCCCUGGAGCACCGGGCCCGCGUCUGGAUGGGCGUGAGCGGAGCCCAGGCCCAGAUGGACCAGAACCCUGGCUAUUAUCAUCGACUCCUCCAGGGAGAGCGAAGUGACAGGCUGGAGGAGGCCAUCAGGACAGAUAUGAAUAGGACCUUCCCCGACAAUGUAAAAUUCCGGAAGAACGCAGAUCCCUGUUUACAAAAGACGCUGUACAACAUCCUGUUGGCCUACGGGCGCCACAAUGAAGGUGUGGGCUAUUGCCAGGGGAUGAACUUCAUCGCGGGCUACCUGCUCCUCGCAACCAAGAGUGAGGAAGAGUCCUUCUGGCUGCUGGACGCGCUCCUGGGAAGAAUCCUGCCCGAUUACUAUGGUCCCGCCAUGCUGGGCCUGAAGACAGACCAGGAGGUCCUGGGGGAGCUGGUGAAGACCAAGCUGCCGGCGGUGGCGGCCCUGAUGGACGGGCACGGUGUCCUGUGGACCCUGGUGGUAUCCCGCUGGUUCAUCUGCCUGUUUGUGGACAUCCUGCCUGUGGAGACGGUGUUCCGAAUCUGGGACUGUUUGUUCAAUGAAGGAUCCAAGAUUAUCUUCCGGGUGGCCCUGACCCUAAUUAAACAGCACCAGGGCUUUAUUUUGGAAGCCACCAGUGUGGUGGACAUCUGUGAGAGGUUCAAGGAGAUCACCAGAGGGAGUCUUGUGACCGACUGCCACACUUUCAUGCAGAAAAUCUUCUCAGAGCCUGGAAGCUUGUCCAUGGCCACCAUCACCAGGCUUCGUGAGAGCUGCAGGGCCAAGCUGCUGGCACAAGGCUGACCGGAGGACCCCUUGUCCACCACCUGCCCUCGGCGAGGCUUCAUUUCUAGGGCUGACCAGUUCUGACUGCUUCCUUUUCUAGCGCUGUGAAUACUUGGUGUUCUUAUACUUGUGAAUUUCUUAAAGGAAUGAUGUAGCUGUGGACACAGUAAUGGGCUACAGAAUCAUAAAUUUCUAAAAAUGUAUUUUUACUUGAGAUGUUCAGUUAUAAAAUGAGAUGUAUUUAUAAUAAAGUAUGUCAACACCUAUGA
This is a messenger RNA of Canis lupus familiaris (dog), 1332 nucleotides long. It is a transcript of the gene GRTP1, whose product is annotated as growth hormone regulated TBC protein 1. The record is from RefSeq and is a predicted model, not a curated record. NCBI's taxonomy places the organism in Eukaryota, Metazoa, Chordata, Mammalia, Carnivora, Canidae. The transcript is spliced from 8 exons. Bases 62 to 1081 code for a protein of 339 amino acids.